Molecule: messenger RNA, 1761 nt
Organism: Brassica napus (rape)
Lineage: Eukaryota; Viridiplantae; Streptophyta; Magnoliopsida; Brassicales; Brassicaceae
Product: inactive protein RESTRICTED TEV MOVEMENT 2-like
Exons: 1
Coding region: 544-1341 (265 amino acids)
Source: RefSeq, a predicted model, not a curated record
CACUAAUGGUAUACUGUAUUUCCACGUCACUAAUGGUAUACUGUAUCUCCUUGACUGACGUCAUGGGGGGGGGGAACACAAGGUAUAACUUGUAAAAAAAGUCAAACAUAUUAUGCUUUCUAUGUAAGAGGAUAAACAUAUGAUGCAGACAUAGCCUCAAAACUAGGAAUAAAAAAAUUGCAUAACGCAAGAGAUUGAGGUCUCUUAUUUAUAUGCAGAGCAAUAUAAAACCCUAAUGAAUUUUCUCAAAGCUCAGACAAAACAACCAGUUCAGAAAAAAAAAUGGCAGCAAGACAUCAACCGAGAGGAACAGGCUUAGAGGUUCAGUAUGAAGAUUUUGUCCCCAAAUACGAAUGGGAAGAUCAACCUGAAGCCACUAUUCUCACCAUUGAUCUUCCAGGUUGUUAUACAAAAUAAAUACAUAUAUAUAUAUAAUACAUAGGCAUCUUCAAGAAGCUUCUAAAACUUUAGCUAUGGAGAAGCAAGAGGAGAAAGAGAGAAUACGUAGGAAGCUGCAAGAAGAAGAAGCUAAAGCAAAAAAAGAUGGCUGAGACAAAGAAACUUCAAGAAGAAGAAAUAGCAAAAGAGAAGGCUAAGCAAAAAAGGCUUCUUCGGCUUCUAGAAAAAAAAAACAAGAUGGUUGACAGAAUUAAGGCAAGGAGGCUACAAGAAAAAGAGAUUGCUGAGGCAGAGAAGCUUGAAGAAGAAGCCAAAGCAAAAGAGAGAGCCGAGGCAAGAAAUCUUCAAGAAGCAGCCAAAGCAAAAGAAAUGGCAGAGGCGAGGAAGCUUCAAGAAUCAGCUAUAGCAGAACAUAGAGCUGAGGCAAGGAGGCUUCAAGAAGAAGCUAAAGCAAAAGAUAUGGCUGAGGCAAGGAAGCUUCAAGAAGCAGCUAAAGCAAAAGAGAUGGCCAAGGCGGAGAAGCUUCAAGAAGCAGCUAUAGCAAAAAAGAGAGCUGAUGCAAAGAGACUUCAAGAAGAGACUGGACCAAAAGAGAUGGCCGAGGCAAGAAAGCUUGAACAAGCAACUAAAACAAAAGAGAUGUCUGAGGCGAAGAGGCUUCAAGAAGAAGCUAUAGCAGAAGAGAAGGCCGAAACCAGGAAGAUCCAAGAAGAAGCUGCAGUAGAGAGGAAGAUCCAUAAGAACAAUGUGGAUAAAUCUGUAAGAAAAGAGAAGAUGCUAAUGUCAGAAAAGGAGAAGCUUCUGGAACUGAAGGAAGCCUCCAGAACUGGACUACAUAAAAUCCGAUCCUGGUUCAAGGACCAAAUGUGUGUCUGGAGCAAGCGGAAAACUAGGUUACUUGUGGAGAAAAAAAAAAAGAAGAAAAAACGUGAAAAUGGAUAAUGGAGAAAAUAAGGAAAAGAGAAGUAACAAGUGAAAAAAGAAGAGGUUGAUGAUGGUAAAUAUUAGGAGUGUAUACUCUUGUUAUCUUUUGCUCUCGGAGCUUACAUUUCUUAUCUGUUUAUCAUCAUCACCUUCUUUUCAUCUUCUUCUUAUUCAUUCUAUGUUGGGGGAGGGGGUGCUAUUAAUUAGACUUUAUAAUUGUGAUAUGUUCUGAAUCUACUAAAGUUUGGUGAUGCCAAAUUUACAUUAGCACAAGAUUCACAUAUACAUUUAAAAAAAACUUCUUUGAAAUUUGGUGGGAAUCUGUUCUCGGUGGUAAUGAAGUUUGGUGUUUUGUUCUAUUUAUUGUUCUAUAAUUUGAAUGGAAAGAGUUUCUCUCUUUUAUUUUGAUACUAGAUUUUAAUCUACGUUUUUAAAACU